AAUCCUGUUCUCCAAACGACCCCUAAUUGACGGCGUCGGUGGAGGGUUCACAUCACUGGCCAUCCUUUUGCGAGAAAAGUGAUGAAAGUUCCAACUUCCACGCGAUGAAUCCAACGGCUAUGAUUGAAGUCAAUUCGCGCCUUUACGUCUAUCUUACUCGUGCGACUACACCAUCCAAUUGUUCCGCGGUGCACCGGAUUGAGUACUCUGGCUCGACCGAACGCCGUAGUCUCUCCCGCACAGUUUGGUCGUUUUGUUUGUAGCCUCGCUCGCACACAGCAAUCUCUCUCGCCUUGCACCCGCCCCAAAGAAUUUUGACGGGAAGGAAGAUCGUAUUCGCAUUCCGUAUCAGAUCUGCCGGGAGCGGGCGAAUCUCGUCGGCAUUAGUCGUGAAAACUCGUCAAAUGCGCAAGCAGUUCUCGCAAUCGUGAAAGUCGUCGGAGAGGAGAGAAGUUCGAGAAAUGGAGGCGGUGUCGAUUCGGGUUCCGUACAAGAACCUGAGGGAGGAUGCGGAGGUGGAAAUGGCGAGCAUGGACGACCUCGACGAAGAGCCGAAUCAGCGGAUCGAGUUGGAUUCUCCGGUUCCUCGAUCGUCGAAUCCCGGUGGCGACGACCGAGGCUAGAUCGCAGGCGCCCAAGCAUUGUAGCCUGGCUACUCUUGUUCUUAGUUGUACGGUCGCCGCCGGGGUUCAGUUUGGUUGGGCGCUGCAGCUGUCUCUUCUGACUCCAUAUAUUCAGACACUUGGAAUAGAGCAUGCUUUUUCAUCAUUCAUUUGGCUCUGUGGACCUAUCACAGGCCUUGUGGUGCAACCUUGUGUUGGUAUUUGGAGUGAUAAGUGCACCUCAAAAUAUGGGAGGAGACGCCCUUAUAUUCUUGCAGGAUCACUAAUGAUCUCCAUUGCCGUGAUAAUUAUCGGAUUUUCUGCAGACAUAGGGUAUUUGUUAGGCGAUACCAAAGAACAUUGCAGUACAUUCAAAGGAACUCGAACUUGGGCAGCAAUUGUCUUCGUUAUUGGUUUCUGGAUGCUGGAUCUUGCUAAUAAUACAGUUCAGGGACCAGCUCGAGCUCUUUUGGCCGACUUAUCAGGCCCUGAUCAACGCAACACAGCAAAUGCAAUUUUUUGUUUGUGGAUGGCUGUUGGAAACAUUCUUGGAUUUUCUGCCGGUGCCAGUGGUAGUUGGAACAGGUGGUUUCCUUUUCUGAUGAGUAGAGCUUGUUGCGAAGCUUGUGGAAAUCUCAAAGCAGCAUUUCUUGUAGCAGUGGUAAGUGACAGCAAAUGAGAACAUAUUUUCCUCUGGGCACCGAUUGCCUCUGAACCUUAGUCUUAAGCUAUGUUUUUACUGAACUGUUAAGAUGAGAUCUGGUCGCCUGGAUAUCGAGCUGUUUUGUGUUAAUUUCGCUUCUAUCUGAGCCUUCCGCUAAAAAUAGUUCUGUGGGCUGUUCGGCGGAGAUAAUUUAAAAAGUUUCUAUAUUACAAAGUUCUUGAAUGCCAUUUCGAAUGGGUUGAACUUGCUGAAAAACUGUCGUUGAUUUGAGAUAUGUGGCGACAGUCUGGACCUGGAAAUAAUAAAUUUCUUUAACUUUGAAGACCUCUCGAGGAGAAAGAGUAACGUCUUCGUGAUGUCUUUGCAGGUAUUUCUAACCCUCUGCACACUUGUGACCCUUUAUUUUGCGGAUGAAGUCCCACUCAGUGCAAGCCAGCCUCGUGGAUCAUCAGAUUAUGCUCCAUUAUUGCGUAGUCCUAAACAAAAUGGCAUUGAACUAUCAAAAUUCGAUUCGGAUAAUAAACAUAUAGGAAAUCCUAGUGCGAACAAUACAGGAAACGGGUAUGAGAAGAAUUAUAUUCAUAAUCAUGCCGAACAUGUGGGUGAUGCGAGUGAAAGUAUUGAUGAUGGCCCCGGAGCAGUUCUUGUGAAAUUAUUGACCAGUUUGAGGCAUUUACCCCCUGGGAUGCAUGCAGUACUUGUUGUUAUGGCUCUUACCUGGUUAUCGUGGUUCCCUUUCUUUCUUUUCGAUACUGAUUGGAUGGGCAGAGAAGUUUAUCAUGGAGAUCCAAAGGGGGAUGCUGUGGUGAUUAACAUGUAUGAUCAAGGUGUCAGAGAAGGUGCAUUUGGUUUGCUAUUGAACUCUGUUGUUCUUGGCAUCAGUUCUUUCCUUAUUGAACCAAUGUGUCAGAAGAUGGGGGCAAGACUUGUAUGGGCGAUGAGCAAUUUCAUUGUCUUCGCCUGCAUGGCCACUACUUCCGUCAUUAGCUUGAUAUCUCUGAGUGAAUAUUCCAGGGGAAUUGAGCAUCUUAUUGGAGGGAAUUCUGCGAUCAAGAUAGCUUCUUUAGUUGUUUUUGCUCUUCUUGGAUUUCCUCUUGCUAUAACGUAUAGCGUCCCUUUCUCAGUUACAGCUCAGUUGACAGCUGAUUCUGGUGGUGGCCAAGGACUGGCCAUCGGAGUUCUCAAUCUCGCAAUUGUUGUUCCUCAGAUGAUAGUGUCCCUUGGUGCGGGUCCAUGGGACGCAUUAUUUGGUGGAGGCAAUGUACCUGCCUUUGUCCUUGCUUCAAUAGCCUCUUUGGCAGCUGGUGUGAUCGCAACUCUCAAGCUGCCAAAUCUUUCAGAUUCUUUCCAGUCAACCGGUAUGCAUUUUGGCUAGAAUGAAAAGGAACUUUUGUCAUACCGGGUCUCAAUGGCAUGAUUUUUUGGCUUGGAAAGAUUCAACUUCCAGUUACUGAGGAACUGUGUGCCUUCCUAUGGAAGAUGGCAAGACAGCUCGAUAUAUGCGUCGGUAAUUGAGUAUACACAACUUAGCAUUCGUUCAUUCUUUUAUGCCCCCUCACGUUGUACCCUAAUUCAUGUAGAUGUAAAAAUCAUCAAAAAGCUUCAAUACAAGAACGUAUACAGGCAUUACUUCCUUGUAACAUGUAUUAUUAUUGUUAGUUGAUAGAGUUUUGCAGUGAAACUAUGGGGCUUGGGAGAUGUCGAGUGUUGCCAGACUAAU
Linum tenue is the source of this 2986-nucleotide messenger RNA. The record is from the annotation of a GenBank genome assembly. Lineage: Eukaryota; Viridiplantae; Streptophyta; Magnoliopsida; Malpighiales; Linaceae.